Sphaeramia orbicularis (orbiculate cardinalfish) is the source of this 1738-nucleotide messenger RNA. It is a transcript of the gene eif2s3, whose product is annotated as eukaryotic translation initiation factor 2, subunit 3 gamma. Lineage: Eukaryota; Metazoa; Chordata; Actinopteri; Kurtiformes; Apogonidae. The record is from RefSeq and is a predicted model, not a curated record. The transcript is spliced from 12 exons. Gene Ontology annotation, molecular function: GTP binding; tRNA binding; translation initiation factor activity. Gene Ontology annotation, cellular component: cytosol; eukaryotic translation initiation factor 2 complex. The coding region runs from base 54 to 1472 and encodes 472 amino acids. Gene Ontology annotation, biological process: formation of translation preinitiation complex.
UAAAUAAUCGGGCAUUCGCCGCGGGUGCCUCAUUCAUUUCCUUUUCAGUCAAGAUGGCGGGCGACGAGUCUGGUACAACGCUUGGUCAGCCUCAUCUGUCCAAACAAGACCUCACUUCUCUGGACGUGUCCACCCUCACCCCUCUGUCCCCGGAGAUCAUCAGCAGACAGGCCACCAUCAACAUUGGAACCAUCGGUCAUGUGGCCCACGGGAAGUCCACGGUGGUCAAGGCCAUUUCUGGAGUUCACACUGUCAGGUUCAAAAACGAGCUGGAGAGGAACAUUACCAUCAAGUUAGGAUAUGCCAACGCAAAGAUCUAUAAGCUGGACGACCCCAGCUGUCCCAGACCAGAGUGCUACAGGUCAUGUGGAAGCAGCACCCCGGACGAGUUCCCCACAGACAUCCCCGGCACUAAGGGCAACUUCAAACUGGUCAGACACGUGUCCUUUGUGGAUUGUCCCGGUCACGACAUUUUGAUGGCCACCAUGUUGAACGGCGCCGCUGUCAUGGACGCAGCCCUCCUGCUCAUCGCGGGAAAUGAGUCGUGUCCUCAGCCUCAGACGUCAGAGCAUCUGGCGGCCAUUGAGAUCAUGAAGCUGAAGCACAUCCUCAUCCUGCAGAACAAGAUCGACCUGGUGAAGGAGAGCCAGGCCAAAGAACAGUACGAGCAGAUCCUGGCCUUCGUACAGGGUACGGUGGCGGAGGGCGCUCCCAUCAUUCCCAUCUCCGCUCAACUCAAGUACAACAUCGAGGUGGUUUGUGAGUACAUCGUCAAAAAGAUCCCGGUGCCCAUCAGAGACUUCACGUCCGAGCCCAGACUCAUCGUCAUCAGAUCCUUCGACGUGAACAAACCCGGCUGUGAAGUCGAUGACCUGAAAGGAGGCGUAGCAGGAGGGAGUAUCCUGAAGGGGGUUCUGAAGGUGGGGCAGGAGCUCGAGGUGCGACCAGGUAUCGUCUCCAAAGACCAGGAGGGGAAGCUGAUGUGCAAACCCAUCUUCUCUAAGAUCGUGUCUCUGUUCGCCGAACACAACGACCUGCAGUACGCCGCUCCAGGAGGCCUCAUCGGUGUCGGCACCAAGAUCGACCCGACGCUGUGUCGAGCCGAUCGGAUGGUCGGUCAGGUGCUGGGAGCCGUCGGAGCGCUGCCUGAGAUCUUCACAGAACUCGAGAUCUCCUACUUCCUGCUGAGGAGGCUGCUGGGAGUCCGCACAGAGGGAGACAAGAAGGCUGCUAAGGUCCAGAAGCUGUCGAAGAACGAGGUGCUGAUGGUGAACAUCGGCUCGCUGUCGACCGGCGGCCGCGUCAGCGCCGUCAAAGCCGAUUUGGCCAAAAUCGUCCUCACCAACCCCGUGUGCACAGAAGUGGGAGAGAAGAUCGCCCUGAGUCGACGUGUGGAGAAACACUGGCGUCUGAUUGGCUGGGGUCAGAUCAGGAGGGGCGUGACCAUCACACCCACUGUGGACGACGACUGAGUCAGCGUCAACUGGAUAAACGCCGCCGUCACACUUUCCUCGGCUUUUUGUUGUUUUUGGUUUUUAUUUCCACCCAGAGAAGGAACAUAAUGGGACAUACUGAGGUGUAGACACGCCUCCUCCCUCUGUGGUCAGAGGGCGGAGUUUUACCGACAGACGACGAGAGGAGGAGCUUCAUGUUUGACAUCCUGCAGAGAACAUGGGAUUAUCCAGUACAGACGAGACCCUGUACUGUCCACAAACAAUAAAACACAUUUGGACAAAAC